AUGGACAUUAGAAGACUCAACAGAGAAGUGAUACUCAAAGAGUCUUCAAUAAAAAUUUUGACGUAUGCGGACGAUUUUGUUCCUAUGGAAGAAUUGCCAAAUGCAUUGGGUUUACUAUUCAACCGAUUACAAAUAAUGGCAUCGAAGGAAGGAUUACAGACGAAUAAAAGCAAAACGAAAUACAUAGUAUUGGGAAAACAGAAAACUGCUGACAUUUAUAUGUACCUCUAA
This is a messenger RNA of Cinara cedri, 231 nucleotides long. Lineage: Eukaryota; Metazoa; Arthropoda; Insecta; Hemiptera; Aphididae. The record is from the annotation of a GenBank genome assembly.